UAUAGAUGCAGUCUCAGUCUGUUCAUCAGCGGCGCUGCGCGUGCACACGGAGCGCGAGCUCUCUAUUGGCUGAGCGGAGCGGAGCGCCCGGCUCUAACACAGCAGAAGCAGCAGCAUGCGCCCCGCACACACGCGCGCGCACACCGUACAGCACCCCGCACAGCAGCCCGCGCGCGGUGGAGACAACACGCACACCGCGGAGCGCAGCAGCAGCAGCAGCGCGCACUGAGCGGCGCGCGGACCGUAGCGGCACGCGACUGUGCGCGACAGAACAUUAAAGGAGGAUCUGGGAGUAAAGGCGCGCGAGGCGAGGCUCGAUUCGACUUGGCUCUGUUCGGUUCGGAUACGCGCAGGGCGCGCGCUCACACCCUCGCCCACGAGCUGAGAACACAAACUGGACUUCUGCUCGUGAGUGCUGGAAACUGUUUGUGAGUGUGUGUGUGUGAGAGAGAGAGUGUGUGUGUGUGUGUGUGAGAGACAUCUCGACAAUCACUCUUAAUCCAGAUGUGCUAAAAAAAAAAAUCACGUUGCAUGCAAUUCGAUUAAAAUACACACACAUCUGUGGUGUCCAAAUACUUUGACACUCUUGCAACAACAACACUUGAGAUAUUAAGAUAAAACUGUGCUAAAACUAAAAACACCUUACAGACAAAGUGUUUCCAUGCAGCCGCACUCGUCUACAACUUCUGUGUUGUAGUUGCAAAGUGUCCAAAUACUUAUGAAAAAAAAUUGAUUUGAGUCACACCUAUGACACAUGAUUUAAAGUUACACUUAUAAAACAAGUCAAGCUGAGCGAAGUCUAUCACUAGCUGUGUUAAACUAGAAGUCGUUGGUGUCCAAUUACUUUUGGUAUCAUAUGACAACUAAUGCCAAAAGUUGCGACAAUAUUGAACUGGCACAUAGUGUGUUUAAAAGUGUCCAAAUUCUUUUAACACACAAUUUUACUCACAUUUACGACACAACAUAUGCUAAAAUGUAGAGCUACAUUUAUAUAACACAAACAAUGUAAUGUAAAGUUUGUCACUACUUACAAAGUCACAUUUGUGUUAAAGUAGAAGUGUCAGAAGUGUCCAAAUAUUUUUGGUAUCAUAUGACAACAUGCACUAAGAGUUGCGAUAAUAUUAGAACUAAAAAUAAGUGUGUUUAAAAAAAAAAAAACUCUCACACUGACUUGUUGUUUUUGAGCAACACACAUCACUUUUGUGUUGUAGCUGCAAAGUGUCCAAAUACUUUUGACAUAAGAUGUGCUAAAACUUCUAAAAAAGGUUAAAAAAAAAAUCAGAAAUUAGAAAAAAGUGUUUGGUUUAGGCACAUAGCUUUUUCACAUUUGGGCUUCCUUGACACUCGAUAAACACUUUGUUUUGUCCGAAUACUUUUGUUAUAUUAGUUUUUAGCUCAUUUAAAACAUGCGUGUUAUUUUCUGUUUAUUGCAAUUGAACUAAAAGCACUAAUUUGUGCUUUGAUAGAAAUUGUGCUUAAAAACACAAACAGUGCACAUCACUUUGUGUCAGUUUGUGUAGCUGCACAUCACUUUCACACUUUUACAUUUGCACAACAUACACACGUGUCUAAAUACUUUCGGCACAUGCACAAAAAAUCGUGCAAGCUUCUUUAACACGGAUAAUGCAGUAAUGCAUUUACGCAUUGCGCAUUCUAAAAGUGUGUUCUAAUCACACUCUUAAAACAACGGAAAAUUGCUGAGCAUGUUCUUUAUUAUUAUUUUUUGUGUCUGAAUACUUUUGGCUUGUCAAAAUUGUCUUCUCUGUUAACACAGAUGAUGCAUUUAAAUACAUUUUAAUUACACUGUAAUCUGAGCAGCACCUCUAUAUUUAUAUUUCUAAUUAUAUAAAUAUAAAAACAUAUAAACACAGUGUUAUAAUGCGAUUAGCUGGAUGGCUGUGAUUAAAGGACGCACUCUGCUCUGUACUACAACACUGCUAGGUGUGCUGCUUACCCGCACAUCAGAUUUGAGAGUGCGCGAGAGUGUGUGAGAGUGUAUAUGCGCGCGAGAGAGCGAGUGUGUGUGCAUGGGUUUCCACAUGGCGUGCUACUACAUCGUCAUCAGCUCCACACACCUCAGCAACGGACACUUCCGCAACAUCAAGGGAGUCUUCAGAGGACCGCUGUGCAGCAAGAGCCUGGAUUAUGCUGAGAAGGAGAAAACCUUGGCCAAAGCCCUGGAGGACCUGAAGGCCAACUUCUAUUGUCAGCUGUGCGACAAGCAGUACUACAAACACCAGGAAUUCGACAACCACAUCAACUCUUACGACCACGCGCACAAGCAGAGGCUGAAGGAGCUGAAGCAGAGGGAGUUUGCUCGUAACGUGGCCUCCAAGUCCCGUAAAGAUGAGCGGAAGCAGGAGAGAGCUCUGCGAAGACUGCAUGAACUGGCGGAGCAGCGCCGAGAAGUUCAGUGCGCCCCAGGGAGCGGCCCUAUGUUCAAAUCCACCACGGUAGCAGUGGAAGGCAGCUUCAGGGAUCCGCAGGAGGAGAACCAGAGCACCGGAGGGCUGGAACCUGGAGCCCAGAACCAGCUGAACGGCUGCAAGCAGACCACGUGGGCAUACGGCGGAAAAACGGCCAAGAAGCAAGCGCUCAGACGCAAAAUAGCCUUCUCCUUUUCCUUCCCGAAGAAAGCUUCAGUGAAGCUGGAGUCUUCGGCCGCAGUUUUCUGUGAGGCUCUGGAGGAGGGAACGGUGGAGCGAAGCAGCAGGACACAGGUUCCAUUUGUGGAGCUUGACCUACCUGACUCGCCAGGUGAGGAAAAACAGGCGAACUGCAAGGAAACACUUUGUUGCGAUGCAGAAAGCAGUAAUGUGGGCAAUCAGGAAUCUCCAGAAAGGCCUGCUGGAGUGGACGGGCUGGGGCAUGUUUCUUCAGAUUUGUGCGCGUUCCUCGUUUACUCUGAGGACACAAGCAUGUCUCCUGUUUCCAAUUCAGACUUACCCAGUAACUCUGAAACUGCUGUGGACUCUGAGAACCACGUGGAGUGCGCUGUGGCUGAGCAAAAAGAAGUCAGCAGUCAGGAUGAGACUUGCGGCGACAGCAAAGAGAUGGCAUUGUCUGUGAGUGACCCCCCAGUAAAGACCUCCUCUGAGGUGCCACCUGAGCACGAUUCCUUUCAAAGCGAAGGAAAAGAAGCAGAUGCGGCUGCUGCAAAACCCCCUAGCCAUUUCUCCAAGCCUAGUCAGCCUUUUUUCUCUGUCCUUGGCAGGGACGGUAAAACCAUCUUUCAGUGGCCUUCCGAGAUGGUUUCCUUUACCAGAACGGAGCCUUCCUUGUCUUUCAGUUGCAAUCCGCUUCUUUUCGACUUCAGGGCAUCACAGAUCAGAAGGUGCCCUGAUGCGCAGGAGGCAACUGAACCCAAAAUUGAUGAGGAGUCCUGUUCCAGCAGCUCAGCCAACAGUGCACAGAAAUCCUCCUGCUUGGAAAGACACACAGAGGAGGCCUCAUGUGGCCACAGGGCAGAGAGCAAGGUCAGAAAGUGCCAUCAGUAUUCAAGUGAUACGGAAGGCAGUGUACGACCCAAAGUGCACAGCAGAUGCAGGCAUACCAAAGAUUGGCCUCACGCCGGCAAGAGAGCGGAGGACAAAUUGCGGGCUAGAGAUCGGCGCCAUUACAGGAGCCAGCACAAAAAGAGACACAAACGGCAUCACAAGAGAAGAAGGAGGAGGGAGGUGGAGGAUGACGAAGAGGAGCAGAAUGAGAGCGCCGUGGAGAAAUGCGCAAAAUCCCACAGACGAGCAGAGAGCCGGGAAGAGCUUGAUAGCCAAUUUAGAGGCGCCACUUCACAGCAAGCGCAGCCAUUAGAGAAGUCAAAGCAAUCAGCUCAAAAUCAGGCAGAGAACAACAGCAUCGCUCCUGCCGAGCAGAGGGAGGAGGCGGGCAGGAUAAACGGCUCCACGGGAGGCUCUGAUGAACCUUGGGCCUGCAGUGAAAAGGUGCUGGGAAACUGCAGCGGGACGGCAGGGGAGGCAGGCAUAACAGGACACGGCUCAAGCUGCCUCAACACACCUCCCUCUGAGAGUGAAGCCUCAGAUCACAGCAGCCUGGGGCUAGAAGCUCCAGACUCUGCAGAGAGGGACGUUGAGGAUCUGCACAAAGGAAAGAUGCCAAAGAAACGACACAGCAACUCAACCAGCGAGGACGAGGAAGAGACCUGUUCGGAUCUGACGCAGUGCAUUUGCUGCGGACCCAUGAAAGAAGACAACAGUGUUGAAGAAGGCUUUAAUAUGCUUUGCCCAAAACACGCAAGAAAAAGGCAAAAGCUGGCGCAAAUCUGUCCCCAGCCUUCUCACCCUGCAAACGAACAUCCUGUUGCUGAAAGCACUGCUCCGAAUAUGAAGGGCCAGGCCUCCGUGGUGGAGUCAGCGGUGAAUGAUUUAAAAGCAGUGUGUGACAGCUCCAAUGGGCCAGACCAAAUCUCAUGCAGUAUUGAUGACUUAGAGAGUGGUGCGGUUGAUUGUCAGAUACUGACUUCCAUUAGCGGUGCCCCAGGUCAAACGGCCGUGGAUAACAGCUGCUGCCAGCCGAACUCAAACCCUUCCCCCACUCAGAUCAAUGCUCAGAGCGGAAAGGGCACUCAUCCCCUACCUGCGGGAGACUCUGGACCUGCAGAGAUCCUGACAAGCACAAAGGAGCUCGCUAAGAUCCUGUCUAGAGCGGAGCAGGGCUCCGUAAAGGAUUGUAAAACGUGUGCCGCGGCAGCUCAAGUUUGCCUGCUGGAUGUGAGAGAGAUCUUCCAGAGGAAGCCAGAGAAAAUCAGUCACGAUAAAUCGUGUCAGCACAGCCCACAGCCUCUGCAGCCACCGAGGUUUCACCUACCGGAGAACGAACAGCUCACCCUGAAGGGCCUGCUGGAUGUGAGAGAAAGUGGCCUGCGAAAAGUAGCGAAAGAAAAAGUCAGUCAUGAUAAAUCAUGUCAGCACAGCCCACAGAUGCAGAGAUUUCACCUUCCGGAAGAGGAGGGCUUGUGCCUCGGCAGAAACCAGUUCCACGCUGCUCAUUGUUUCCAGGCCCACACAGAAAGUAUGGAAAGACACUGCAUCCUACAGGCCCAUGCCCACAGACAGGUUUUACACCAGCAGGUGUUUCCCACCAAGCUAAAACCAGUCUUGCCAAGAGGUUCACUCCAAGUCUCCAGUCCCAUCCUGCACCCGGUCCACAUGUCCUCGACGGUGCCCUCAGGAUCCAUCACAAUCCGCCACACCAUCCUUCAGCACCACGCCACUUUCCUUCCGCCGCAGCCUCCCCCGAUCUUCCCUCAGGUAGUUCCAAUGACUCGCCUCCCUCUUCCACCGGAAAUCUGCCCACCUGCUGCCACGCCUGCCUUCGUCACACCUUCCCAGGUGUCUGUGGUGGGUCCGCCCACUCUCCACCCAGCGGCUGUGACGUUUCAUGCCCUUCCGCGUCCGACCCCGGUCUUUCCACCGAUCCUACAUCGCCCCGCGGCGUUUACGUCCGUUUUGCAACCCCACCCUGCUGUCAUCUCCCUGCAGCCUCUCUUCUAGAUGCACGAACAGAACAUGAACACUAUCGGUUCCCUUAUGAACAGAAAUUAAAAGCAACAGGGACAAAAACAAAAACAGAUUGCAAAGGGUUUCCCAGCAAGGGAUUAAGCUUUUUCACCAGCUAUAUUUUUUCCUUCUUUCCCUUCCUUGGAAAAACCCAGUGUAUUCCAGGACUAGGCUUAAUCCCUGUCUGGGAAACCAGCCCAGAGAAAAGUUAAUAAAAAGAAAUUUCCAGAGCGAAAACUUGGAGAACUCUAGAAGAUUUCUAGAAGUACUAGAAAUAACCACAAGCGAAGUUAUUCAUUCUAUCAUUAUCAUAUGUCUGUUUGUUUUUCAUUCCCUGCAUCAUUUCUAAUCCCACAAAGCAAUGUACCAGUCCAACAUUACAGUGCUUGAAGGCUUCUGACAUUAACGAGGAAAACAGGCAACAAACAAGUGGACUGUUUGUACCUUAGGGGGUAAAAAAUAGCUCUGUUUUCAUUUUUUUUGUUGUUGUGUUUUACCAAAUGUGUUUCACAGAUAAGACGUCACAGCCAUUGGGGUUUCCUUUUAUCAAAAUAAAUGAGCAAAUCCCUGUUUUAAUCUGUCAGGUAGACGAGCAACUAAUCCAAAAGGAUUUAUAUUUAACCUUGAGCCAUGACUCUGCAUCAGAAAAGACGAGGAGCGUCUGGUGUUCUGGUGUUGGAGCGUUUUGAGUGUUUAGUGUUUAGUGGAUUUAGCGAGCAGAAUUGGCAUUUAAAUGCUGUUGUACACCACGUUUCAGAGAUUUCUCACUGUAAAAGGGUUGCACCUCUCUCUCUGCGGCAUUGCUGUGGAGUUUAAUGCCCACCCACAGCUCUUUUUGUUUUGUGUUCUCAUGUACAGUUUGCUCAUCAUGCGACAAAGCUCGAAAUUAGCUCAGUGAUCAUGGCAACCACCAGGUAUUCUGGGCUGCAGGUGUGCGUGUGUGUAGGAUUAAGCUGUAGCAGCGACAAAGCAGCCGUUUCAGUGUUUGUUUAUUGCGAUUUAGAGGCUCAUGUUAAAACAGCGAAUGCAAAAAUGCAUGUUGCCUUUUUUUCCCUUUCUCUCUUUUUUUUGGGUGAAAUCGUUUUGACGACGCUAGCGCAGACCCCAGCGCAGCAGAUGCUCAGCGAGGCAGAUCCUGUUUGGACUCCAGUGUGUGCUUAAUGCAGCCUGAUGCAUAUUUAACUAACACUGACCUCAGCUGCAGCUCGUUGGGUUUCGUAUGAAAGCAAGCACGGACGUGACGAAGCGUGAAAAAACACAAGUGACCGUUGCCUCCUGUUUCUCGCUUUGGCUCGGAUUUUGAAGACUUUCUGUUGGGCUGUUGGAAAUCAGGACAUCAGAUUGGAAAGUGUAUGGAUUCAUUCAGACAUGGCAAAUUAAAAAUAACAGAAUUCUAUGGAUAUUACAAUUACUGUCGCCAUUGCUUUAAUGCUGUAACAUGGCAUAUCUAGUACAAUAUAACAAUUAGGCUUCAUUUCUUUUGUUCUGCAUCAGUACAACACUUUAAUGUUGCAAUUAAAUCCAGCAGUCAGUUGCACCAGCUGAGCAUAAACCAGAACAUAGCUUAAACAUUAAACAUGAAACAUGAAUUGCACUUACCAUUGAGUUUGGGUGCUACUAAAUUAGUGAUCCCCCACAGCGCCCCCCCCCCAUACUGUGGCAAUCGUAAAUGCAAAGGUGUGAAAAGUUGUUGAGUUGUAUAAGCAUGCUGCAUAUGAAACUCUUCCUCAAACCCCAUUGUCUACAGUGGCUAAGAAAAUAAAAUACUCAGAAAUAAACAAGUUUAAACGAGAUUUAAAUCGGAUCUCCGGUUGAUUCUGCGUUUUUCAGAGACCUUAAAUAUACACUAGGAAAGCAGGGUUUGACAAGGUAGCAUGAUUUGACAGAAACAAGGGUAGGCAGCAGGUAGGCGUUCUCUGUUGUAGUGCUGUUAGCCAAUCAGAAGCGAUAUGUUUGCAUGUAUGAAUAUUCAUGAGCAUUCAUUGGCAUUCAUUCAGACUAGAGACCACAACUAGACAUUUUAAAAUAUAUGCAAAAAACGAUGGAAUGAGACCUAAAAAGUAAAAAAAGUUAAAAGUACUGGUUUGUGUAAAAAAAUAAAAUACUACGUGUAAAAAAUACUACUAUAUACAGUAUUACUAUUAUACAGUAGCACCCAACCCUACUUUAUACCCUAACCUCAGAUCAGAUUAAAGUUCAGCUGGUGAAACUGAUUGCAGAACAGCAUCCCUUUAAAAUAAGCCAAAUUUUAUUGAAGCAUUAGCGGCUGCGCUGUUUCUGAAUGAAUUAUACUCUAUGAUUUAUAUCUCUGGGGCUGAAUAUUAGCCCUCCCAGCUUCAGAAUGAGCCCACUGAUGCAGUACAACCAAACGACGCAGGCGAAUGAUCUGCCGUCGCUCUGUAUCGUCCGCGUCGUAUCACGAAUAUUUACGUACUGUGCAGCGCUGUAAUAAUAACCGCUGGGAUAUGAAAGAUAAGAGCACAUGUUUUUCUUCUUUUUUUUCCUCUAUCGCAUAUUGCAUUAAUGGAUCAUGUUUCUCCGUCUUGCAUCAGAUCCAAAAUAUUUCUGAUUCCUUCGCUCGCCCAGGCCGCGGGAACAUUCAGAAGAGUUAGCCGAGGAGUUUAACCCCUUAAAACAUGAGAUACUAAUGAUUACGUUAUCAAUCGUUCAGCGAGAAAAACUGCUGUAUAGUUUUACUAUACUGUUCAGUUCAAAGAUUGGCAUCGUGGCAUGCCACAGGGUUCUAUAUUAGGCCCUAUAAAAAUUAUAUAUUAAAAUUAAUGUGUAUUUUCGAAAUUUGGUGGAAGCUUUACUACUAAUACAAGAUACAGUAGGUCUUUAGUUAGAUUCGGUAACACUUUCUGUGUGUGCGAUGUUUAUAAGACAUUUUAAACAUAUUCAGAAUGUGUUAUAAUGCAUUUAUAAAGUUAUAUAUACAAACAUGGUUAUAAUAUGUGUAUCACAUAAUAUAUUCAUGUUUGUUAUCCAUGACAAAUUGUGACCAUAUUUUUUUGCUACACCAAUAAAAGUAAAAGUACUGGUUUGUAUAAAAAAAAUAAAGGUAACACUUUCUGUAAAUGUCAUCUCUAUUAGACUCUAUAACCACAUUCAUAAUAUAUUAUAAUGCAUUCAUGAGGCAUUAUAAACAUGGCUAUAAAUAUUUAUAAAAAUGCAUAACCCAUUAUAGCCAUUUACUAUUAAGCAUUAUGACUUAUAAUACAUUAUAAUCUGGCACUUUACUUAGAGCGCACAAGACCUGUUAUAAUACAUUUUAACUGAUUAUAACUAAUACUAUUUUCAAGUCAAGAAUAAUUUAUGAGUCCUUGGGCCAGACUCCCAACACUACACUGACCCGGCUCAACAACCUUGUAAUUCACUGGAUAAGAGCAUUAGCAAAAUAUUAUAAAUCAGUACCACUUUAAAAUAAGACUACUUUUAUAAAUGGCUUAUAAAUGGUUUAUAAACUAUAUCAUAAAGUAUUAUUGAUUAGGUUGUAAAUGCCUUAAAACCACUGAUAAGCAGCUACAACACAUCAAUUAAAAGGGAAACAGUGAUUUAAUUUAUUGUUAAUAUUUAAACAUACUUACAAAUAUAUUAAUAUGGCAGGUUUAAUGCUGAUUGAUAUAAAACACAAAGUAAGAUCAGUAUCUAGAAAGAUCUGAGGUUUGAUAGUAGAAAUCAGUGUGGAAUCACUGCUUUGCCAUUUUUUUUAAACAGCAUUGUUAACAUCUUUAAUCUAAUACUAUUCUAACACUUAUUUCUGGCAGCAGCAAGUUUUUUUUUGCCUUAUUAUCACGCAUUAUAAUGCAUUAUACAUGUGUUAUAAAUAUGUUAUAAAUAUGUUAUAGACAUGACAUCCUUAGAAAGUGUUACUGUUAUUUUUACAGUGUGCAGUAUUUUAUAUAUAUAUAUAUAUAUAUAUAUAUAUAUAUA
Molecule: messenger RNA, 9449 nt
Organism: Astyanax mexicanus (Mexican tetra)
Lineage: Eukaryota; Metazoa; Chordata; Actinopteri; Characiformes; Acestrorhamphidae
Gene: znf804a
Product: zinc finger protein 804A
Exons: 4
Coding region: 2028-5510 (1160 amino acids)
Cellular component (GO): nucleus
Source: RefSeq, a predicted model, not a curated record